CGGAGCGUGCUGCCAUGGCGCUGGCCAGGCCCGGGACCCGGGACCUCAGGCCUCCGGCCCCUCUCUUGCUGCUGCCGCUGCUCUGGGCCCCUGCCCUCGCCCUCCUGGCCGGAACGGUGCCUCCGGAGACCCUGAGCACCUGUGCCUCAGACCCAUGUGCUCCAGGGACCCAGUGCCAGGUGACGGAGAGUGGUGGCUACACCUGUGAGCCCACGGAGCCCCAGGGCUGUGCCACCCAGCCAUGCCACCACGGCGCUCUGUGUGUGCCCCAGGGUCCAGAUCCUAACGGCUUCCGCUGCUACUGCGUGCCCGGGUUCCAGGGCCCCCGCUGCGAGCUGGACAUCGAUGAGUGCGCGUCCCGGCCCUGCCACCACGGGGCCACAUGCCGCAACCUGGCCGAUCGCUACGAGUGCCACUGCCCCCUCGGCUAUGCAGGCGUGACCUGUGAGGCGGAGGUGGACGAGUGCGCUUCGGCGCCCUGCCUGCACGGGGGCUCGUGCCUGGACGGCGUGGGCUCUUACCGCUGCGUGUGUGCGGCGGGCUACGGGGGCGCCAGCUGCCAGCUGGACCUGGACGAGUGCCAGAGCCAGCCGUGCGCGCACGGGGGCGUGUGUCACGACCUGGUCAACGGGUUCCGGUGCGACUGCACGGACACGGGCUACGAGGGCGCGCGCUGCGAGCAGGAGGUGCUGGAGUGCGCGUCGGAGCCCUGCGCCCACAACGCCUCCUGCCUCGAUGGCCUUGCGAGCUUCCGCUGCCUCUGCUGGCCAGGCUACAGCGGCGAGCAGUGCGAGGUUGAUGAGGACGAGUGUGCGGCGGACCCCUGCCAGCACGGGGGCCAGUGCCUGCAGCGCUCAGAUCCGGCCCUCUACGGGGGCGACCAGGCCACCUUCCCGGGCGCCUUCAGCUUCCGCCACGCUGCCGGCUUCCUGUGCCGCUGCCCCCCGGGCUUUGAGGGGGACGACUGUGGCGUGGAUGUGGACGAGUGUGCCUCAAGGCCGUGCUUCAAUGGAGGCCGCUGCCAGGACCUGCCCAAUGGCUUCCAGUGCCACUGUCCAGAUGGCUACACAGGCCUGACAUGUCAGGAAGAUGUGGACGAAUGCCUGUCGGAGCCCUGCCUCCAUGGUGGGACCUGCGAUGACACCGUGGCGGGCUACAUCUGCUGGUGCCCGGAGGCCUGGGGUGGGCAUGACUGUUCUGUGCAGCUCACUGGCUGCCAGAACCACACUUGCCCGCCGGCUGCCACCUGCAUCCCCACCUUCGAGUCUGGGGUCCACAGUUACACCUGCCACUGCCCACCUGGUACCCAUGGACCUUUCUGUGGCCAGAAUACCACCUUCUCCGUGGUGGCUGGGAGCUCUCUGCGGGCCUCAGUGCCAGCUGGUGGCCCCCUAGGGCUGGCACUGAGGUUUCGCACCACGCUACCGGCUGGUGCCUUGGCCACCCGCACUGACACCCAGGACAGCUUGGAGCUCAUGCUGGCGGGGGCCACGCUUCAGGCCACACUCUGGAGUCACGGCAACACUGUGCUUGUCCUGAGGCUGCUGGACCUGGCCCUCAAUGACGGCCACUGGCACCGAGUGGAGGUGACGCUCCGCCUAGGGGUCCUGGAGCUGCGGCUCUGGCACGAGAGCUGCCCUGCCCGGCUCUGUGUGGCCUCCAGUCCUGUGGCCCCGGCUCCUACAGCUUCCGUGGCCCCGACGCCUGUCGGGCUCCGCUCUGCCCAGCUGGGUGGCGCGGCCUUUGCAGGCUGCCUCCAGGACGUGCACGUGGACGGGCACCUCCUGCUGCCUGAGGAUCUCGGCGAGAACAUCCUUCUGGGCUGCGAGCGCCGUGAGCAGUGUCAGCCUCCGCCUUGUGCCCACGGAGGGACCUGCGUGGACCUGUGGACUCACUUCCAUUGCGACUGUCCCCGGCCUUAUAGUGGUCCCACAUGCGCUGAUGAGGUUCCUGCUGCCACCUUUGGCUUGGGGGGCACCCUGAGCUCUGCCUCCUUCUUGCUCGACCAGCUGCCAGGCCCCAACCUCACUGUGUCCUUCCUCCUGCGCACUCGGGAACCUGCUGGCCUGCUGCUCCAACUUGCCAACGACUCAGCUGCUGGCCUGACCGUGUUCCUGAGCGAGGGCCAGAUCUGGGCUGAGGCGCUGGGCAAUCCUGCUCUGGUGCUGCCCGGGCGCUGGGAUGACGGGCUCCGCCACCUGGUGACGCUCAGCUUCGGCCCUGACCAGCUGCAGGGCUUGGGGCAGCAGGUGCACGUGGGUGGGAGGCUCCUCCCUGCUGACGCCCAGCCCUGGGGUGGGCCCUUCCGAGGCUGCCUCCAGGACCUGCGACUCAAUGGCCUCCACCUCCCCUUCUUUCCGCUGCCACUGGGGAACUCAAGCCAGCCGGGUGAGCUGGGCAGCAGGCAGUCCUGGAACCUCACCAUGGGCUGCGUCUCCGAGGACACGUGCAGUCCUGACCCCUGUCUCAAUGGUGGGACUUGCCUAGUCACCUGGAAUGACUUCCAUUGCACCUGUCCUGCCAAUGUCACGGGGCCCACGUGUGCCCAGCAGCUGUGGUGUCCUGGUCAGCCCUGCCUCCCGCCUGCCACCUGCGAGGAGGUCCCGGAUGGCUUUGUGUGUGUGGCCGAGGCCACGUUCCGCGAGGGACCCCCGGCCGCAUUCAGCGGGCACAACGCGUCGUCGGGGCGCUCGCUCGGCGGCCUCUCGGUCGCCUUCCGCACGCGGGACCGCGAGGCCGGGCUGCUGCGCGCGUCCGCGGGCGUCCCCGCCGCCGUCUGGCUGGCCGUGCGCAACGGCUCGCUGGUGGCCGGCGUGCGCAGCGGCCGCGGCCUGCCCGGGGCAGUGCUGCCCGCGCCCGGGCCGCGCGUGGCCGACGGCGCCUGGCACCGCGUGCGCCUGGCCAUGGAGCGCCCGGCGGCCGCCGCGUCACGCUGGCUGCUGUGGCUGGACGGCGCGGCGACGCCCCUGGCGCUGCGCGGCCUGGCCGGGGACCUGGCCUUCCUGCGUGGCCCGGCCGCCGCGCGCGUCCUGCUGGGCGAGAACUUCACGGGCUGCUUGGGCCGCGUGGCGCUCGGCGGCCUCCCGCUGCCCCUGGCGCGCCCCCGGCCCGGCGCGGCCCCCGGCGCCCGGGAGCACUUCCUGGCCUGGCCCGGAGCGCCCGCCCCGCGCCUCGGCUGCCGCGGCGCGCCGGUGUGUGUCCCCUCGCCCUGCCUGCACGGCGGCGCCUGCCGCGACCUCUUCGACGCCUUCGCCUGCGCCUGCAGCCCGGGCUGGGAGGGCCCGCGCUGCGACGCCCGCGCCGACCCGUGUCGCUCGGCGCCCUGCGUCCCCGGCCGCUGCCACGCGCGCCCCGACGGCCGCUUCGAGUGCCGCUGCCCGCCUGGCUUCGCGGGCCCGCGCUGCAGGUCUGUCCUGCCAGAGGGGUGCGGCCUGAACUCCACCUGCCUCAGUGGUGGCCCGUGUGAGGGGGGGCCCCGGGGGACCAACUGCAGCUGCCAGCAGGGCUUUGCUGGCCACAGGUGUCGGAUGCCCUGUGAAGCCAACCCCUGCUUGAAUGGGGGCACCUGCCGGGCCUCUGGUGGGGUGUAUGAAUGUCUCUGCAACGCAAGGUUCUCAGGCCAGUUCUGCGAAGUGGUGAAGGGCCUGCCGCUGCCGCUGCCGUUCCCGCUGCUGGAGGUGGCCGUGCCUGCAGCUUGCGCCUGCCUUCUCCUCCUUCUCUUGGGCCUCCUCUCAGGGAUCCUGGCGGCCAGAAAGCGCCGCCAGUCAGAGGGCACCUACAGCCCGAGCCAGCAGGAGGUGGCCGGGGCCCGGCUGGAGAUGGACAGUGUCCUCAAGGUGCCGCCCGAGGAGAGACUCAUCUAGGCCUGUGGCUGCUGGCUCCGGCACCCACGAGGUCCGGAACGGUUCCUCCUGGAAGACCCAGGAGGCCGCUUCUAGGAGCCUGCGGGGAAGGCUUGCCCCUUCCCGGCCUUGGGGAGCUGCUGCAGAGCCCGGGAUACCCACUGCGGAAGCGACCCCUUGGCUGGCAGCCCCAUCGUGGACUGAGGAAAAGGGGGCACUCAGGGAAGCAGAGAGGGGCCGGCGAGGUCGUGGACUUCACCGUUGGACCCGCUUGGUCUUGCCUGCCGUGCAGGGGAGGGGCGUACGUGGGUGUGUUCAGGAGUGUGUGUGUGUGUGUGUGUGUGGAUCUGGGGAGUGUUGAUCUGCAGAUACCAGUGUGAGUGUUCUGGAUGGGGCUCAUGGGCGUGUCCGAGUCUUUGCUGUGUGUGAGCCUGACGGUCUAGUGGGCGCUGGUGAUCCCACAGAGGGGGCAGCUGGGCCAUGGGGACCGCCUCACAGCCCUGGGGCAGGGGCAGCCCCAGGUCACUCGUUCUCCAGGAGGCCAGGCCAGGGCUUGCCCAAGGACCAAAGCCCCAGCUCCUGAAUCUGCCUCGAGGCAGCUGGAAAUCACGGGGAGGCGGUUAGCCAGAGGCUGUGUGGGCUCCUGGCUUCCAGAACAAAUGCUCCUUCAGGCUGAUCUGUCUCUGCCCUGUGCCGGAGCCAGGCGCGUGCGGAACGCGGGCCACGUCCAGGGCAGACCUGCAGGAGCAGGGGACGGGCUGCCCUGAGCUGUCCACCUUGCCGUGGGGCGUCUGGGCUCCGUGCGGCCUUCCUCCUCUGGGCCGUCACUUGUGGAGUGGGGAAGGCAGCCUGCCUGCCUCACAGGGCUGUCGUGAGGAGCAGCAGCGAUGGUAAUGGGAAGGAACUCUGGAAGCUGCUAAACUACGGUCCGCUGUGAGGGGCUUCCAGGUCGUCCUUUGAGGUGUCGGGAAGGGUUGUCUCCCCAGCCAGUGUUGAGGGAAAGAGCGGGGAAGGGGUCUCCCUGAGGGGCAGCUAGGUCAGCGGGCGAUGAGGAUGAAGGAGCAACCCCCUCCCCCCCACUUCUGGUUCUCCAGCUCCACCAGCGCCAGCGCCCUCCUCUCACAGCUGCCUGGUGAGGCCAUUCCUUCAACUGCAGACCAGUCCCCUCUCUAAUGGCUGUUGGGAGGAUCUGGGGAGAGGACUCGUAGGAAGCCCUCUUUGUUUGCUGAGCACCUGUGCUCAGCAAACUCUGGCACCACCUCUUUGUGUUGGGGCUGGUCCUGUAGACAGACAGGUGCAGGGGAAGAAUUGCUGCUUUACUUCCAGUCCUUUCCCUGAUGAUGCCAUCACACUGGGCUCUCUGAUCCCAGAGGGGCACCCGCAUGAGGGCCUGGCCUCUGAGCUUCACAGGGUCCCUUUGUCCCUAACCUGCAGAUGUGCCCUUUGGUCCUUCCUGUUUCCCAGGCCAGCACCUCCCGUGCCAAGGCCAGGAGACCCCUUUCCACUUUCAGAUUGGAGGUUGACUUACCCAGCUCCCCUCGGGGGUCUCAGCCAGCUUCCAGAGGCACAGGAGUCAAGCCAGGUGGAGCCAUGUGGCGAGGGGGGCUGAGACUGGGAUAGGAAGGGCCCUAAACACUGCGUUAAGGGGCUUGCUUGGUCCUUAUCCCGUAGGAGGUGGGACCACCUUCCCCCCCAACCUUCUCCAUGACUCCUGGGGAAGGGGGGAAGCAUCUGGUACCAACAGCUUAGCCACAGCUGGUGCCUUGGUUAGUUUAUUGUCAGGAAUUUGGCAAAACUUUCUUGCAAACUCCUAAGACAUUUUAUGUGGAACCCCGAAAUGUAAAAGCGGGGCUGCUCUUUUUUGGGGAGCCCUAUGUUGUCCUCUCUUGUCCUAAAGGUUCUGGGCACCUGGCAUUUUCAAGAGCAGCCUGGGGCGGGGAGCAUACGGCCAGAUGAUGGGCGAUGGGGGUGACUGGGUGUGUUUAACGCCCCCUCUGGGUGCUUGGUCCAGAUCUCCCUUCCCAACACAAACGUCCAACAGGGGUGCAGGUUCCAAAGCUCUGCCCUUGCUAAUGAGAGAUCUGUGGGGGUGAAUUUCUGGGUGUCCCCUCGAACUUGUUCUUUCCUGGAGCCUGGGUGCGCUCAACAUCAUCGGUGACCCACAGCCCUGCUCCGUGGACCUGGCAGGCCUGUGCACGCCUGUGAGCAGCUCACGCCCCAUGCACUGCUGGUGAGGGGCAGAGGCUGGGCUUGGGAGUGGGUCAGGGGUCAAAUCCUUUCCUGAUCGCUCUGAGCCCCGGCCUCCACCUCUACAGAAGGGGCUGCUGAAGAUGACUGAGACCCCCUCCCCCCAGAGCUUCCUCAGGACACAGGGAUACCAGCCUUCUCCCCAAGAAGAUUUUAUUGAAUGCACACACAAAAUUCAUCCUUGGGUUUGCAAAUUCAGUCCAGCAAGUGAAGAGACAGCAGUGCUCACGUAAAUGUGGAGUGCUCGCCACCAGCCCCCAGCACAGCGAGGGAGACCAUGGUGUGGACUCUGUUUUCCUGGGGCCGCCUGGUGCCUCUUGUCUCAUACUCUGCCCCCCAGGUGGGCUGCCCCGGCCCUGAUGGGGCUUGGGGGUUUGCCCAGGGUGGGUGCAUCUGGAAUCUGACAAAACACCUGGGUGUCCUAGAGGUGGCCACAUGGCCCAGACAUGACAUGGCUCCCACCCACCACCCCCAGCAGCCAGAGACACUGUGCAGAUUUAAAGAGAAGACUUGCCCGAGGGGCUGUGAUUGACUUAGGAGGGGGCUGCGUGCUGGGCCAGCAGCUCUUCACACCCCACGUCAGGGCAGACCUUGGGCCAACCCUGCAGGCCUCACUGACCCACAGUGGGGGUGGCCUCCCAGCCCCUCAGACACUGACAAAGCUCCCUGGGGUGAUGGGGGCCUCCAGGGACCCCCCCUUGCCCUGUCAGACACCUCUGAGGCUGUGUGUCUGACCAUUCACAAAUAGGAAAUGAGAAAUCAGGUCAAAAUGCU
This is a messenger RNA of Diceros bicornis minor, 6863 nucleotides long. RefSeq names its product crumbs cell polarity complex component 2 (gene CRB2). The record is from RefSeq and is a predicted model, not a curated record. The transcript has 13 exons. Bases 15 to 3863 code for a protein of 1282 amino acids. Lineage: Eukaryota; Metazoa; Chordata; Mammalia; Perissodactyla; Rhinocerotidae. Gene Ontology annotation, cellular component: protein-containing complex; plasma membrane. Gene Ontology annotation, molecular function: calcium ion binding. Gene Ontology annotation, biological process: establishment or maintenance of epithelial cell apical/basal polarity; heterophilic cell-cell adhesion.